Molecule: messenger RNA, 979 nt
Organism: Paramuricea clavata
Lineage: Eukaryota; Metazoa; Cnidaria; Anthozoa; Malacalcyonacea; Plexauridae
Source: the annotation of a GenBank genome assembly
AUGAGUGGAACAGAAUUUUUUAACUUUGUAGAAUUAUGUGGCGUCAAACUUGAGCCUGAAAAUGUACAAAUUUACACGGAUUUGUAUGUUAGUUUCACGCAAUUUAAAAAAACGUUAACAUAUGAACAAAGUUUAGAAUGUGCUUUUAUAGAAUGGAAAAGACUUGGGGAAAAUCGGUUCAAGACGUUAUUGGACAACCACUACCAUCUACCCUCACAACUACAGAAAAUUCACAAUAAAGACCCGACCUGUUUUACCAACUACACGUUACACUCGCCUGCAAAACAAGCACUGCAAAAUCUUACCGUCGACAACGUUGAAAAUAGCCUAAACCCUACCGCAGCCCGUGUUGAAAUUGACGUGCUAGGUGAGUGUGAUGAUUUACUACAAAAUCUAAUAUGCCAGCAACCACAACAAGAUCAUAUAAAUACAGAUGAAUUGGUUACUAUAAACACUGACGACAUUUGUACCGAAUCACCACUUUUAGCUAGUAAAACUGUAUCUGUGUCCGGUUCACCACCUCCACCACCACACCAAUGCCAAGGUAAAAAUAUGGAACAAAUUAAAGCCCUAUGAAAAACCUCAAAACCUUAAACCUAUUCCUAAAACCCGAAAACGUAAGCGUACCCCUGAUGCUGAUGAUUGCGGUCCCGACCCUGGCCGUCCCACACACGAAACCGCUCUUCUAAAAACCGCUAAUGGUACGGAUGAAGAAGAUGCGUAUACAAGCAAAUUUGAAAGCAGAGAACUGAUUUUGCUAACCGGCGUAGGUCUUGAAAGAAAAAAAAGAACAAUACUAACAAAAUACGGUAGCAAUAUAAAAUGUAGUGCAAGUAAGCACUAUAAUUCCUAUGAAUUUAUAGACAAUCUUAGAAGACAAGCCUUAGAUAAAAUAAAAGAACAGCGUGAAGUGCUAAAUAGUCUUAAUGCACUAGAAUUUUUCAUAGAAAAAGAUAUUAAAAAUAGCGAUAGCAAUUAA